GCCUAGGAACGUAUCUCCGAUGAGCUUAACUGAAACACACGAAGUCCUGCCGAUGACUUCGUAUCAGUUGCGAUCCAUCCACCCGGUGUGAUACAAGCGAUAUAUUCCGAUUUCUGACGGUCUCGCCGUAAAUUCUCAUGGAGCGUCGUCUCCGACACUUCAUUGCUGGCUCGUGUGCAAUUUUCGCAUUCGGCGCUUGUCUCACCAUCUACCUGUAUCGUUCCGCUGGCUCGAGAUUCACACGGCUCCGCCCGUUCGCGGACGUCAUGGUCGGGCCGGGAACGGAGAUUUACUGUGGCCGGCGGAGCAUCUUGCGCGGCCCGCACCAGAAGGUUCUCUCCUACAGCCUCUACGGGGUCAGAGGGAAAUCCCGAGCGGCGGGUCCGUACGAGCAGCUCAUAUCUGGGAUCCCCGAAUACGUCAAUAAGUGGUACCCAGGCUGGGUGAUGAGGAUAUACACGAAUUACUCGAGGGAGAACGAACAAGUUGCGUCUUGGAUGAAGACUCUGGAAGACAAAUUCCCCAAUCUAGACUUCUGCCACGUGGAAAACCUCCCCGGUAUCGUCGGAGACAUCCAGACGACUCAGAGCAACGGGAGGGUGUGGCGAUACCUCCCCAUGAUGGACCCCCUCGUCGACACCUUCGUGUCCAGGGAUUCGGAUUCCCCGGUGUCCGAGCGUGAGUCCGCGGCCGUGAAGGAAUGGAUGGAGUCCGGGUAUCUCUUCCACGCGAUGAAGGAUCACUCGGCUCACCACGGUCCUGUCUUCGUGGGUCUUUGGGGCGCAAAGGUGUCGCAGAAUCGAAGUUUCGUCCACUAUCUGGGGAGAAAAAUGCUCUUCGAGAGCGAACCCAGCAACGACGGGGGCUUGGAUCAGUAUCUUCUCCAUCACGUUUUGUGGAACGAAGCCCAGCAGCACUUCGUGAGUCCCGCACUUAUUCCAACGGCUGCAACAGCAUCCAUCGAAGGCCAUCCACCCUCUCUGUUCCAGAUGGUGCACGCCAGCUUCAACUGCGACGAAUUCGUCGGCGGGGCGAUGAGACCCUACCCGACCCGUCGGGAAGGAGGCUUCUGGCUCGGCUCGGGCCCCAGACACCAUCAAUUCAAACAGGAAUGCCCGCUGAAAUACAGGCCGAAGGAGCACCCCGACUGGGUCUUUUGCUGA
This is a messenger RNA of Darwinula stevensoni, 1163 nucleotides long. Lineage: Eukaryota; Metazoa; Arthropoda; Ostracoda; Podocopida; Darwinulidae. The record is from the annotation of a GenBank genome assembly.